AUGGGUUGCUCAGCCUCAAGAACCAUCACCAUAGUGGCCAACAGUAAUCCAGAUCAGGAUCCCUCGCCUUCUGCUUCUCUUGCUUCUUCUUCUUUCUCUUCCUCCUCUGCUUCACACAUUAACUCCAGCAAUUCUUCACCCCCAGUUAGAAGAAGAGCCCUUUCUCUCCCAAUGCCUCUUGUCCAUCACCCUCCCAUCAAAAAGGGUGACACACACCACCUUGUGUCCCUCACCUCCACCACCUAUGGCUCCCUUCUCCUCAUUGACCAAAAAGAUCCCAACUUGAGCCCAAAAAACCAGUCCCACCUCACCAAAACCUCAAACCAAACUGAGCCUGAACGCUCACUCUCCCCGGACUCAGUCAUCAACACUUGGGAACUCAUGGAUGGCUUGGAUGAAGAAGAAGAGCGUCAAGAAGCAAUUGCCAAGCCUCCUUACACUUCCGUUUUAGACAAGCCAAGUUCGUGCAGGUACACAGCAUUUGAUGGGUCUGCAAGGAAGAAACUGCUUGAUUCCUUUGAGUCACUGAAAACUUCACAAACAGCAACGGAAAACUCUUCUUUUCCAGCAUCAACCAAGAAGCCACUUUGGCAGCACUUAUCCGAGGAAGCUUUGCUUGCUAAGUUGGAUCCAAGUGUGGCUUGGAGUUACAGGAGAGCAUUAUCAUCGAGGCAACUAGGUAGAAACACUCUAUCUAGAGAUAUCAGGUCAAUGGGGUCCAGCCCUUUGGUAUUUUCUCCUUCUUUUUCAUUUGGUAAGAAUAACUUGUGCCGUUUGCCUGGCACUGAGGACAGAAUAGUGCUUUAUUGUACUAGUUUGAGAGGGAUCCGGAAGACCUAUGAGGAUUGUUGUUCAGUUAGGAUGAUUCUGAGGGGCUUCAGAGUUGCGGUUGAUGAGAGGGACAUCUCAAUGGAUUCGUCCUAUAGGAAGGAGCUGCAGGAUGCUCUUGGUGGCAAGGCAGUGACCUUGCCACAGGUCUUUAUCCGAGGGAAGUAUGUGGGGAAUGCUGAGGAGAUGAAGCAUCUGAAUGAGUCUGGAGAAUUGGCAAGGAUUUUGGAAGGCUUCCCCACCCAGGAUCCUGCCUUUGUCUGUGACAACUGUGGUGAUGCCAGGUUUGUGCCAUGCCCCAAUUGCAAUGGCAGUAGGAAGGUGUUUGAACAUCAAGAAGGAGGGUUGAGAAGGUGCCCUGAUUGCAACGAGAAUGGCUUGAUAAGAUGUCCAGGUUGCUGCUCAUGA
Sphenostylis stenocarpa is the source of this 1236-nucleotide messenger RNA. NCBI's taxonomy places the organism in Eukaryota, Viridiplantae, Streptophyta, Magnoliopsida, Fabales, Fabaceae. The record is from the annotation of a GenBank genome assembly.